GAAGAGCCCUCUCUCUCCUCUCCCCUUUCUCCAGAGAAAGAAUCGCAAACGUGCGGCUGUCACUGGCUGCGGACGGCGACGGCAGACUGAGCACCUCACCUCAGGUCGCCGCCGGUCUCCUCCUGCCCCAAGGUCCUCUUCCAACAGCUCGCUGCUGCCACUUCCGGCAACACAAGCAACGAGAUCGACCUCCACUUCGUCUCCGACAAAGAGCAAGCAAAACCCAUCAGGUAAUUAUGCUCCUCAUUUCUAUUUUCUACCUAGCGUGCGUUCUAGACAUAGUCUGUUUUGUUGGUGGCUGCAUCAAGAAUCCAAAUUGACUAAUAAAUACCAGAUUCAAUAGACUGAUAGCUAGAUGUACAUCAUGGCUACAGUUUGGUGCUGAAUCAAUUAGAAAUAAUCAAUUCUUCGUAAAAAAUAUGUAAUGCAUUUUCACCCGCAAAAAAUAAUAAUUGUAAUUCAUUUCCACUAGCGGUUAUUUUUGCAAAUAUAUAUGGAUGUUAGUUGUUAAAUGUCAAUUGUCAAGUAUAUAUAUGCUUAUUUUUUUUCUCAUUUUGUUCCCUUAAUUAUGCUGAAAAGCACAUAUGGAUGCUAUGGCGUUUCAUAAUUUUUGGACGAGCCGCCGUUAAGUGGGAUAGAGCCCGCUCUUUAAAACUUUGGUAUGUACCCAAGACUAGAACAGAAUGGCCACGUCUAACUAGACGGAUAUGUCGCUCGCGCGGACAACGGUGCAAGAGUUGGCGGCGACCGUCGAGGAGCCUCCGCGAGAGUACGUGGUUGAUGACAUGUUAGAUGCUGAUGAGAUGCCGGAGCCCAUCCCUCUCAUCGAUCUUAGCCGGCUGAUGGCCGUCGACGAAGCCAACAAGCUCCGGGCGGCUCUACAGACCUGGGGCCUCUUUCUGGCAACCAACCAUGGAAUCGAGGAGUCCCUUAUGGAUGCCAUGAUGAGUGCAUCGAGAGACUUCUUCAGGCAACCGUCCGAAGAAAAGCAGAAAUACAGCAACUUGAUAGACGGCAAGCACUUCCAGAUGGAAGGCUAUGGAAAUGACAAAGUAGUGACUCGGGAUCAGGGCCUAAGCUGGAACGACCGCUUGCAUUUGAGAGUGGAGCCGGAAGAUGAGAGGAAUUUCUCAAAGUGGCCCACUCACCCGGAAUCUUUCAGGGAUGUGCUUCAUGAGUACGCAUCAAAAACCAAGAGAACAAGAGACCUUAUCUUGAGAUCAAUUGCCAAGCUCCUCGACCUUGAUGAGGAUUACUUCGUCAACCAAAUAUCAAACAAGGCUAUUGGGUUUGCUAGAUUCAACUACUACCCUCCAUGUCCCAGACCUGACCUAGUUUUGGGCAGGAGGUCUCACACUGAUGGUGGUCUCCUUACCAUCCUUUUUGUCGACCAAGACGUCGGUGGCUUGCAAGUUGAGAGGGGUGGGAAAUGGUACAAUGUUCCAGCCAAGCCUUAUACCUUGGUGAUUAACGUAGCGGACUGCAUGGAGGAGCCCGCUUCACAGGGUGAUGACAAAUGCCAACAAGGAGAGGCUUUCACUGGCCAGGUUUUAUGCUGUAGAUGCGGAAACAAUGCUGGAGCCAGCGCCUAGUUUAUUGGAUGACAAGCGACCACCAAGAUAUGAGAAAAUCAAGGCCAAAGAUUUCGUUUCUUUUUCUCGAAUGAAAAUUUCUUAGUUGGGCUCUUUGAACAUUAUCUUUUCGUACGUCAAGGGAAGAGAUUCAUCAAGACCCUGAAAAAUAUAAGUCCAACGUCUUAACAGAGUUUAUUUGCAAAGUUUUAGAAGUGACUGCCUACAUAUGGAUAAUAAAUUAAGAGAUGGUUUCUCGUAUGUGAGUGGGGGUUUUAUCUGUAACAUAAUCCUAUAUUUUCAAUGCUUAGCUAUCAACCAGUUUGUUUUACGCUGCAAA
Triticum dicoccoides is the source of this 1911-nucleotide messenger RNA. RefSeq names its product probable 2-oxoglutarate-dependent dioxygenase ANS. Lineage: Eukaryota; Viridiplantae; Streptophyta; Magnoliopsida; Poales; Poaceae. The record is from RefSeq and is a predicted model, not a curated record. The transcript is spliced from 4 exons. Bases 708 to 1592 code for a protein of 294 amino acids.